AUGGAAGUUACUGAUCCUCAGAAAAAUGAGGAAUCGGUUAUUAAGAAGACCAGGUAUAACCUGGAAGUUACUGAUCCUCAAAAAAGGAAGGAAUCACUUAAAGACCAGGUAUGCAUUCAAACCCUGGAAGUUACUGAUCCCCAGAAAAAGGAGGAAACAGAAGAACACCAAGAGAUGAAAUUCGGUUGGAAAAUCAUAAUAGGGUAUGUUGUUGGGUUCAUCGGAGCAGCAUGCGAGAGCAUUGGAGGAGUCGGAGGAGGUGCAAUUUUCGUUCCAAUGCUCACACUAAUCAUCGGAUUUGAUGCAAAAUCCUCAGUUCCGGUAUCUAAAAGUAUGAUAACUGGGGCUGCUGUGUCAACAAUGUAUUACAACUUGAAGAGAAGGCAUCCAAUACUCGAUAUGCCAGUCAUUGAUUAUAAUUUGACACUUCUCAUGCAACCUAUGCUCUUGCUUGGUGUGAGUUCUGGUGUUAUUCUUAGUGAAGUCUUUGCUGAUUGGAUGGUCACUGUUUUCCUUAUCAUUCUUUUCCUUGCCAUGUCAAUUAUGUCUUUCUUCAAAGGUGUCCAACUGUGGAAAAAAGAAACCAAACUGAAGAAGGAUAACAACAGUUGCUUGGUGUCAAAUGGUGAUUUGGGCAAUGAAGAAAAACAGGUAGCAUGUGAAGCAAGUGAUAGCAUUCAGAAGGAGAUGCGAACUAAGGUCCCAAUACUUGAGAAUGUCUACUGGAAGGAACUAGGACUUCUUGUUUUUGUGUGGGUUGCAUUUCUUAUACUGCAUAUUCUUAAGAAUAACAGGACUAUGUGUUCGACAACAUAUUGGCUUGUGUCUGCAAUGCAGAUUCCUGUUUCAGUAGGAGUGACACUCUAUGAGGCAGUUGGAUUGUACAACGGAAAGAAAGUGAUUGCAUCUUUAGGAGAAAAGGGUGCAAAGUGGAAGGUCCCUGAGCUAAUUUUCUUUGCUUUUGUUGGCGUAAGUGCUGGUUUGGUCGGUGGAUUAUUAGGUAUUGGUGGUGGAUCUAUCAUGGGUCCUCUCUUCUUGCAGCUUGGAAUUCCUCCACAGGUUGCAACUGCAACAGCUACUUUUGCCAUGACCUUUUCUUCUUCCAUGUCCGUUGUUCAGUAUUAUCUUCUCAAGCGUUUUCCGGUUCCUUACGCUCUUUACUUCCUAGGAGUGGCAUUUUUAUCUGCAUUAGUGGGACAACAUUUAGUGAGAAAGGCUAUAUCCGUUUUAGGAAGAGCCUCUAUCAUUAUCUUCGUUCUCGUCUUCACGAUCUUUGUUAGUGCAGUCUUACUAGGUGGGAUUGGCAUAGCAAACUUGAUCAAUAAAAUUGAGCACAAUGCGUACUUGGGUUUCGAGAAAUUGUGUGCAUGA
Molecule: messenger RNA, 1371 nt
Organism: Papaver somniferum (opium poppy)
Lineage: Eukaryota; Viridiplantae; Streptophyta; Magnoliopsida; Ranunculales; Papaveraceae
Product: sulfite exporter TauE/SafE family protein 3-like
Exons: 10
Coding region: 1-1371 (456 amino acids)
Biological process (GO): protein ubiquitination
Cellular component (GO): membrane; Cul4A-RING E3 ubiquitin ligase complex
Source: RefSeq, a predicted model, not a curated record